CAUAAUUUAAACCAAUUCCCAUCUCCCUCCCACCCUUCGCUCUGGAGACGUACUGUCGUAGCCGAUCAACGGACUGGCCGGUCUAUAGCAUAAGGGGAAAUCAGGGGCACAAUUGGUUUAGUUGCUGGGCAAAGGGACCAACGAGUGACUGAUUGUGCACAAAAGUCUGGAGGUUGUCGGGUGGUACAGUAGGGGGUUUUGGGAGCCGGGUGGAGCAGUAGUAGAUUGGUGGGUGGUGUUAUGGUGGCAGUUAUAGAAGGGUGAUAUUCGUUGUAAACUGAAUGGUCUGACGGAGUAGGUUGGCCGUUUUUCGGGUUCUAGUUAACUGACGGCGUGCGAGCGCACUCGAGCAAAGGUGGUGAACGGAAACCGGCCGAGUACCGUACUGUAGUCCCCGUGUCCCAUUCUACUAAUACGACACCCACGAGUCAGGACAGCCAGCGAAGGGAGCCUGGACAAUGCCGGUCGCACCACGCUCUCUGUCGGAGACAUCAUCUCUCGGCAUUCGUAAAAACCCAUCACCGAUCCCUCGUUCUCAACACUCUUCCUUCUUGAACCCGAAAAACAAAGCCAUAUCAUACUCGAGCACUGUACCGGUAGUUGAUUCCGCAAGUCUUGGCACUGAGAACGACACGUGAUACCAAAUUGCGUGAUCGGAAUCCAGCAAAUUCGCCAAAGUCUGGAGCCUCAUCCCGGGACUAGGACAGCCAAUUAACUCAACACACUACUACCGGUAUACCAUCGUAAGAUGCGCGAUGCGCCAAUUCCCACACGAUCCUGGCAGGACUGAUGCCGCUCACUGCGACUCUCUCCGGUUCCCCGCGAAAACAAAAGCAAAAGGGAACCCUGGUUCGAGUUCAGCCCUCGCCCCCUCUCGUCGUGUAACCGCAGUGCGGAGUUUCCCUGCCUUUUGUUUUUGUCUACGGUAGUGCACUAGUACGGGCACUUGUUCAAUGCUAGUACUUGUAGAAUCGGGCUGUUUGGGGCGUAGUGCCUGGGCACGUGAAUUGACGUGAUCGGGGGGAAUGAAGUGGGGGGAAACGAUGAGUGGGCUUAGGGGAAAUUUUUUUUUCAUUUUUUUUUUUCACAUUGUAAGGAGGAAGGUAAUUCAUAAGGGCUCAGUGCGCCCACUGGGGGUCGAUUGGAAACGAGUUGGUCUGACUGUGGUGGUAUUGGAUACCUGCUGUGCCGGUAGAAAAAAGGAAGGGAAAGAGAAAAGAGUUCUGCCUAUCAUUACCAUGGCUGGUUCUACUAUUGCUAGUUUCCUAACGGCCCCGACAAUCCGGCUCAUUCUCCCCACCGGCGACUCCGGGGAGGAGGACCUUACGUACUCCGUCCACCGCCCGCUCCUGGCAAAGUAUACUUCGCUCUUACAAUCGCGUAAGCCCCGCGACUCGUAUGUCCUCCUCGACCCGUCGAGCGUGAGCGUUCCCACACUCGAUCAUGCGCUAGAAUUUUUGUACACGGGGGAUUACGUGCUCCCCGGUGAGCCGGGAGAGGAGGAAGAAGCUGAUGACCAACCGUUGCUGCAUUCCACUCGGCCAGCGGCGCAUCUCCCCCGCUCCCCGCUCAUGUACGCCGCUAUGGCGGGUGCUAUAGGCGUGUGGGGUAAGCCCGCGCCGGUGUUUGAAAAAGCGGACAACACAUCGACCUACACGUCGGAGUACUUUCCCGAGCAGAAAAACGGGGAGAAGAAGACCGCCAAGGUGAAUGGCAAUGACCACAGCGCCCAGGGUGGUAGUAGUAGCAAGCUCAAGUUUCCGAAUGGGUUGUUACCUUCUCCACCGCCGACGCCUUCGGCGUCUACUUUCCCAUCCUACUCCCCAGUGCUCUCGCCAAAGACCUCCCGCUCAUCGAGCCUCUCCUCCCAACCCCCCCCGAAAACCCCCGCCGUGCCCCAGGAACCCCACCACAUCCACAUCCUCCACACGAACCUCUUGGUCUACCGCUUCGCCAGCCUCCCAACCGUGCAAAUGCCCGCCCUUUCAGCUCUCGCACUGCACAAGCUCCGCACUCAAUUCGCUCAGACGCCGCUGGAAACGCUCCCAUCCCUCGUCAUCGAGUUCGCCCGGGAAGUAUUCAUCGCACGUAGCGACGAAAUGGAAUUGAGAGAGGCCCUGGUGGAACUGGUUGCUGGCCGGGCGCGCAAGCUCAGCUCCAAGGGGGAAUUUAGCGAGUUUGUUAAAGGGGGCGGCGUUGGGAGUUUGGUCGGUGUUUGGAGAAUGAGAGAUGGUAUCUUUGACGAGGCCGACGAGAAGAUUUUGAGAAGGAUUUGGGGGUGUUAGCGGUUUUGUAGGAUAGGUUUGGGUUUGAUGGGUGGGUGGAUGGAUGGAUGAGAUGUUGGUUUACUUGGCUCUUUUUUUCUUUCUCUCCUUUGGCUCGUUUUGGACUGGGUUGUCGUAUUAGUAGUGGCGGCGGGCGGACGGGCGCAUGUUCAAGAUAUCCCUUGUGAUUUCGUAA
Messenger RNA from Tuber melanosporum (Perigord truffle), 2460 nucleotides. RefSeq lists its product as uncharacterized. NCBI's taxonomy places the organism in Eukaryota, Fungi, Ascomycota, Pezizomycetes, Pezizales, Tuberaceae. The transcript is spliced from 5 exons. The record is from RefSeq and is a predicted model, not a curated record. Bases 1239 to 2285 code for a protein of 348 amino acids.